CACUUUGGUAGUCCCUGUCGGGACGUCUUGCGGUUCUCUGUCAGCCACUGUGCAGACUGCGCGGCUCGGCGCACAUCGUCGCUGCGGUUCUGUCUCCUCCGGCUCAGCUUGCCAAAGUAGUGACUGUGUCUUGGCUGUGAAGGAAAGAGUGAGAAGGUGCAGACCCCACUUACUCAUUCCAAACAAAGGGAGUGUUUGCCCAGGAAGUGUUCUUCACUGUCUGUCAGAACAGGAAUCUUUCACCUUGGAAAAUGAAGAUGUUGUUGCCAUGGGAACUCUUAAUCCUUCUGUCACUCAAAGAGUGCCUUGCCGAGAACGCCCGCCACGGUCCUGUCUUCACCCAGGAGCCCAGUGACAGUAUUUUCCCUAUGAGCUCCGGCGACAAGCUAGUGUUCAUUAACUGCAAAGCGAAGGGUAACCCACAUCCACACUAUAGGUGGAAAGUGGACGGGAGAGACAUAGACUCCGGCUCGGAUCAGAGCUACAGCCUUGUUGAAGGGAACCUGCUGAUCAAUAAUCCUCAUUUUAUCAAUCACGGAGGUGUCUAUCAGUGCAUCGCCACCAACGCGUUUGGAACCAUCGUCAGCAGGGAGGCAAAAGUCCAGUUUGCAUUUCUGCAGAACUUCAGCCAGAAGCCGAGGAACACGGUGACGGUGAGAGAGGGUCAAGCUGUGGUUCUCCUCUGUGGCCCGCCGCCGCAUUACGGAGAGAUCAAAUAUUCCUGGGUUUUCAAUGGCAACCGCAGCUUCCUCCAGCAGGAUGCCCGCCGUUUCAUCUCCCAGCGGACGGGAAACUUGUACGUUGCCAAAGUGGAAGCCUCGGACGCCGGGAACUACACGUGUGUAGUGAGAAACAUGAUGACCAACGCAACGGUGUUCAGCUCUCUGACCCCAGUGGUGGUGCGGGGUGACGUGGUGAUGGGUGAAUACGAGCCCAAGAUUGAGGUUCAGUUUCCUGACACCCUUUACAUUUCCAAAGGAUCGUCAGUGAAGCUGGAAUGUUUCGCCCUAGGAAACCCAGUGCCGUCCAUCUCCUGGAGGAGAGCUGAUGGAAACCCACUCCCUGGGAAGAUUAAGAUCAACCACUCCACCGGAGAUCUGGAAAUUCCAUAUUUUCGCCCAGAGGAUGCCGGUGUGUACGAGUGUGUUGCUGAAAACAGCAGAGGGAAGAAUGUUGCCAGAGGGCAGCUGAUAUUCCAGAAUGUUGAACAUCUUCAGUGGACCCAGAUCCUGAAAGAUGCACAUAUGGCCAUUGAUGCCAACCUGCAGUGGGAAUGUAAAGCCAUUGGUAAACCUAAACCUAAAUAUCGCUGGUUAAAGAAUGGUCAACCGCUAACAACAAAGGAGAGAGUUCAUGUUGAAGCUGGCAGACUGACCAUAUCCACGAUCCGUUUGUCAGACUCAGGGAUGUAUCAGUGUGUGGCAGAGAAUGAAUAUGGAUCACUGUAUGCCAGCGCUGAGCUCAAGGUUGUAGCUUCGCCACCUGACUUUACCCAGCGGCCCGUGAAAAAAACCACGGUGAUCCAUAGAGGGGGAGAGGUGGUGUUAGAGUGCCGGCCCAACGCGUCCCCCAGGGCCACCAUCUCCUGGUGGAGAGGGGCCGAGCUCCUGAGGACCGGCAAGAGACAGAUGAUCCUGGAGGACGGCACGCUGCGCAUCGCCAACGUCUCCAAGGCAGACGAGGGCAGCUACACAUGUGUGGCCAGAAACCAUUUUGGAGCAUCCAGCAGCACAGGGGUUCUAGUAGUCAAAGAGCCCACCAGGAUCAUGGUCCCGCCUCUAAGCUCAGAUGCCAGCGUGGGACAGAGCCUGGUCCUUCCCUGCCAGGUGUCCAGCGACUCGUCCCUCAGUCCCGUCUUCAAGUGGUUCUUCAAUGGCAAGGCCAUCGACUUCAGCCGGCAGGAGCACUUUGAGAUGAUUGGUGGGGGAUUUGCAGGGGACCUGAUGGUGAGGAACAUCCAGCUAAGGCACUCUGGAAAGUAUGUGUGUAUGGUACACACUGACGUGGACACGGUGUCGGCAGCGGCCGAUCUAAUUGUUAGAGGACCCCCUGGUGGCCCUCAGGGUCUUCUAGUGACCGCCAUUACUGACACUACAGUGCAGCUGUCCUGGAGCUCUGGACCAGACAACCACAGUCCCAUCACCAUGUACAUGGUUCAAGCUCGGACCCCAUUCUCUAUUGGCUGGCAGACAGUGAAGACAGUUCCUGAUUCUGUGCCUGGACAGAUGAUGCGCACAACUGUGAAAGACUUGAGCCCUUGGGUGGAAUAUGAAUUCAGGGUGGUGGCAAUCAACAGUGUUGGUGUUGGAGAACCCAGCAUGCCAUCAAAACAGAUCCGAACCAAAGCAGCAGCUCCCAAGGUUGCGCCGGUUAAUGUGAGUGGCGGCGGGGGAGCUCGAGGAGAGCUUGUCAUUACGUGGGAGCCGGUUCCAGAGGAACAGCAGAGUGGAGAGGAAUUUGGCUAUCUCGUGGCUUUCCGCCCUCUCGGCAGCAGUACCUGGAUCAAAACGGUGCUGGCUUCCGCCGACGUGUCCAGAUACGUGUACAGGAAUGACAGCGUCGCUCCACUGUCCCAUUUCGAAGCCACUGUGGGUGUGUACAACAGUGUGGGCGAGGGGCCGUUCAGUCGGAUCGUCAAAGUGCUCUCUGCAGAGGAAGAGCCUUCCACCGCUCCAUCAAGAGUAUGGGCUCAUUCCAUAUCUGCCUCUGAGAUUGAGGUGUCCUGGGAACCAGUUUCUCCCAGGUCCAGCACUGAGAACAUCACAGGGUACGAGGUUCUCUUUUGGGAGGGAAGCUCUGAGCAGCGUGAAACAGACAGAAUGCGGGUCACCGACAGCUCGGCGCUGCUGUCCGGUUUAAAGAGCAGUACGGUCUACCUGAUCUCAGUGAGAGCCCAGAACAGUGCCGGACUUGGUCCCUCUAGCCCCUCCAUCAGCGUCGCAACCAAAAAACCACCACCACGCCAGCCUCCGGGGGCCAUUGAGUGGAACCUGACCAACUCAAAGAUCUUUCUGAAGUGGGAGCACGUCAAGGCGUCGCAGAAUGAAUCUGAGGUGACGGGAUACAAGGUUGUGUAUCGCCAGAGCUGGCAUGGCAGGACUACAGUACUGCAAACCAACAAGACCAGCAUUGAGCUUCGGGUCCCUUAUGGGGAGGACCAUGUCAUUGAGAUCACAGCGCUGACUGAGGGGGGCCAUGGCACCAGCAGCAGUCCCAUUCACAUACCAAAGAUGUCCAGUCUGAACUCAAGAGGAUCUGUGGCUAGAAUUCCAGUGAAGAUGUGCUGUUUUAUCCCCUUUGGACUUCAUUUAUUAAUCCAUCUACUGAUGCUACUAUGCUGAAAAUAAACGCAGUGUAUAUUUUUUCCUCCUAAAUGUGACAUUUGUCAAACAAAUGGUGGCAACUGUAAAAUUUUUCAGCCUCUGGUUUCCAAGGAACAGGAGCGGAGUGAUGGAACCUUGGUGAAAGGUUGUCAAAUGUCCACAAAGUGCUGCUCUCAGGCAACGGCACAAAACAUCUCCUGCUGGGCUGCAACACUGCACAAUGCAUAAAUUUGUCAAAGCUGAAAAGUGGACCUUCUCUCCUUUCACUGACAAAUGAAUUUGAGCACAGCUUCAUGUCCCUUUUUUAUUUAUGUGUGUGCUUAUUUUGCAUUAAUGUUAAAGUCCAGUUUCAGCUUGUUUUGACGUGAAAACUCUUACCUUGGUGCACAAAUUUCUCUCUCAACCAGCAGGUUUGAAAGAAAAGCAUCCUCUUCGCUUUGUUUCCUGAGGACAAGCAGUUGAGCCUUGACAUUUUACUUCAAUAUGAAAGAAAAACCUUUGAAGGAAUUGUAAAUAUCUGUUACCAUCAUCUGUAGUCACCCCGAGCUAAUGAAAAUACACUUUUAUGAUACAGGUUAGAAAUCUCCCAAGAUAAGAAGAAGACAUCUGUUUUUUUUACCUGUAUCUGUUGAAGGCAAUAGUAGUUCAACAAUAAGCAUCAUUAGCUUAGCAGCUUGAAACAGAAGUUCUCGAAAUGUUCAACUUCCAACCCAAAAGAUAAUAACUGCACAGAGCUGAGAAUCCAUCUACUGGAGGUUGAAUACAAAACAAGUUAUUGCUCUUGGUCAGCUUAUUAUUUUUGUCACAUUGUGCUGUAAGUUUUCCAUGACCCAGAGUUGCUGUUGACACCAAACUUAAACUAUGCUGGGAAGUGACUUGCAGCAUUUCAGUUGAACUUAUCGGCUGUAGCUAAAUAUCUAGAUUCUUGAGCAAACCCCAAUUGCAGUGGAUGAAGACCCCUCUAUGCUCUCUCUGGAGUACAUGAUGAACAAAAAGUCUGCAUGUUCCACUGAUCACUGUGAGCUGAUGACAUAGAAGAUCUUUUUAUCAAACUGUUGUAAAACAUAAAUACAGAAUGAUUACUUUUCCAUCUCCUCUAAAAAUCAAUGACAGAACAUCUUUUUGACAUCAUGACAUGUAAAUGUAUCUUUUAAAUUAUAGCCUCAAUACUCAAAACUUUCUUUGGCCAAUGUGUUGCAAAAUAUUGGAGUGUGAACGCUUCUCUACAUCUAGAAACUUUUCCUUAGGAAACCCAGCACACAGUGCUCUCCUUUUCCCAGGUGCCUGAUCAAGCCUCCAUUAGUGCAGAAACUGAAAUAUAUGAAUCCAGCUGCUGAAUGAGAACAGCAGUGAGUGGCUCAAGUGAAAAGCUAAAACUUACCACAACGUACUUCAGAGUUAAAUUCUCUCCAGCCGUCAUGCAGUUGAGGGUUUACCCAGGGCUUUAUGUGACUUAGCCUGAGACCGUUCACAUUCUAUUAUUUUGCUAAAUCGGGGAGUUUUUACCUUCCGUCUUCUGAAUCUGAGAAAUAAUAUGCAACACUUUUUAUUUUCCACAUGCGAUACUUGGGACAAAAUCAAUGAAUGCAUCUCACCCAGUACUUUGUUUCAGCUCAGCCAUUGGCAUUGUUACUAUUGGCACUUUAUUGGAGCGAUCGGUUCCUGCUAACGCAGCGUUGUGGCAGAAUAGGAGCAGAUCCAUCAUUAAAGUAAUUAAUAACAGGUUUGCUGCUCCCUCUGAAAUUAGGUAAAGUCUCCACUGUGAGCAGAGCUGCUCAGUAACCACAUGCUCAAACUUAUAAACAUAAUUAUAUUAGAACAACUAAUGGCUAAUGUUGGCCCAAGCAGUGGUGUUUAGUUAAAGACGAGCCAGUUAGGAGUUAACACAUUUCUUCUGUUUAAUUAAUUCCUCUAAUGCCUGUGUGAGUGACUUAAGCCACAAAACAUGUUUUUUUACUGAAGUUAAUUCACUUGCUGUAGAUUAUUGUCCAUCUAUGUUGAAGUCUGUUGCCAGCUGAAGUAGAUAUCUUCAUCCUGCCAAUGGUACUGCUGAACUCCUCAAAACAGACAGUCAAAGGCCAAGAUGCUUCAUUUCUUCUCUUGAUGUUAUGCAAGAAAACACAGAGUGACCUUGUGAUGCUUUAACACAUGUGCAGACACUCCGAGUUGCAUUUUUAGCCGAGUUUCUGUCAGAAAUCCAUUAAAUCUCUCUGCCUUAGCAAAUUCAUAUGCUGUUUAUGUCAAAUGUUGAAAAAGAUUUACUUUAGAUGUUGCUGCGUCCUGCGUCAAGACCAUUGUGCUUACAAUGCAAAGAGAUUGAUUUAUAAUGAUAGGACAAAAUGAGGAAUGUUAUUGUAUUAUUUCAAUUGUUUUUGUUAUUUUGUGUGGAGAAAGGAUGGGUUGAAGGGACAAAACUUGAAAACUUUAAGAAGUACCACAGAAUAUUAUGAAAUUUGAAGUUUCCUUAAGCACAUUUCACAUUAAGAGUCGAAGAUGUUUGAAAAAUUAGUGUUGGUGCGUGAAGUGGUCUCCGUUCUGUAGCCGCAACAUAAAACAGAUCUGUUUUGCAAAAGUAUUCAUAUCCUUCAGUUUGUCCAACAUUUGUCAUGUGUGAAAGGGCAGCACAAAGUAGUGCAAGUGAUACAAUAUGAAUAUGAAUCUUUUAUACAGUUAUGAAUAAGUGUUCUUUUUAAUUACAGAUGCGGAUCUGAAAAGUGUGGUGUGCACUUAUAUACAGACCCCUGGAUCCAUUAUUAAUAGAACCACCUUCCAUGCGUAUAUAGAUGCUAGUCUUCCAGUCUCUGGCAGCUCACUUUCCCUUUUCCCUGUUCUUUCUUGUAGAAGCUGAAGCUGCAGAUGGGAAGCAGAACAUCUGUAAACAUCACUUUUUAGCAUUGCUAGCUCUUGGUUUAGCUUUAUGUCUCCACCAGUAGAGUAGAAAAUGUGUCUCCGGGGCCAUUUGUGAGCCUUUGAUUUUAUGUGACCUUCAACCACCAUUCAACUGUAGCACAGCUCUGGUUUGCUAACUCAAGUACUUGAUGCAAGGAUGCAUUUACAAAAAUAUUUUAACUGAUAUAUAGCCUUUUAAAAUUCCUAAAAUUGAUAAUUUAAGGUGCAACACAUAGAAUUAAUCUUCUGUCAACCUUAUUUUUAUGUUUUCUUUGAUUAAAUUUGAUGUUAGAAAUGACCACAGUGACAUUUACUGGGAUGCAGACAUGGAGGCACAUACUUAUUGAGCUCAGUUAAAUGAAACAAUAAUGAGCUUUAGCUGUUUUUUGUUGCUGAAAAUACAAACAAAAUAAAACCUGAAUAAAACCUGGCCAAAAUGAAUCAACCUCAAGAAAUCAUUAUUGAUUGAUUGAAUGAGGUCCAAUAUUAGGUCUCACAAAACAGCUCUCAACUGUUAACAGACCUUUUAUAUAUGAGCAGCAGAGGGCUGAAUACACAGGUAAUCCGCACUUUUUAAAUAAAUAAAAAAAAUAUUCUGAGCACAAUUUGCUGCUUACAUAAAAUUACAAAUAUAAAAAUUGUGGUCAUAAAGCAUCAAAACAUAAAGAAGUAGUUUGAUGUAAAUAUGUCUACAAAUUCCUGAUUAACUGUUCAGGUAUGAAGGUAAAUUAUGCUUUUAUCUCUCAGUUUGCAAAAGUACAAGUUUUCAAUUUAGCAACAUUCCGACUAAAAAAGCUGUUUUGUUUUUUAGCGUUCUGCAUCAAGCAGCAGUUUUCAAACUGUUGGAUAUCUUUGAUUGUGGUACAUCAGGCUUAUGACACAUUUACAUCCAGACAGAGUUUCCAUCCUGAAUAUGAAUCUCCUGUACCUGCAUAUGGGACAAGCAGGAGGAUGCAAACAUUUCUUCCUCUCUGCUGUUACACUCCAGUAAAUAUUAGUAGAUGCUGUUAAGGUGCAAUGUCCAAAAACAGAAAAUCUGAAGCUUUUUAGUACAGCAGAAAAAAAAAAAAUACUCAAUUAUAUUCAAUUCCUUCAUAGACCUUUUUAAAAUAGAUCAAAUAUACACGUUAGUUACAGAAACAUUGCUACUGCUGAACUUCAGUUUAAAAUUUCUAUUCAUAUGUUGAAAAGAACAGAAAAAGGCUGAUAAUACCAAUGAAAUCUCAUUAAAAUGUCAUUAAUAUUUUGACCUUUUUAUUUAAACUUGUGUCUCUGUCAGUAUUAACAUAUUUAAUUUAUUUAUUAGGACUAAGUUGUCUAAAAAUAUAAUUGACAAUUUUAAUUUAACAGAAAUUUAGGUAGAGUUAGGGUAAAAUGCUCUCCAUGUUUGUGCACAUUUAAAAAAAAAUACAUUGUUUUUUUUUACAAGGUUAAAUAGGGCUUACUUUAUAUUUGAAAUAAUACAUAUUCGCUACUUUAAAAUAGUAUUUUAAAAUAUUGAGUUAAGAUCUUCCUUUUAGUUUUGUUAUUGUAUUAUUUGUGCAUUUACUUCUUUUAAAACAAGUAUAAAUUAUUGUACUAGUGUUUUUAUUUUUAAGUGUAUCAAUAACUUAUCGUUAAGCUCUGUUGCUGAUUAUUUAAGUGAUGUAAUACUAUUGUAUUCAACAGACAUCUCUGUGAGAUACUGAGGAACGAUUCAAUAAAGUUUCACAUUGAAACCUUU
Molecule: messenger RNA, 7935 nt
Organism: Poeciliopsis prolifica (blackstripe livebearer)
Lineage: Eukaryota; Metazoa; Chordata; Actinopteri; Cyprinodontiformes; Poeciliidae
Product: contactin-4
Exons: 24
Coding region: 252-3341 (1029 amino acids)
Biological process (GO): brain development; cell-cell adhesion
Molecular function (GO): cell-cell adhesion mediator activity
Source: RefSeq, a predicted model, not a curated record